AAAGAAUAUCAGUGUUCAUUCCUUCUGGAUCUGUACUCCCACAUGAAGGACUGUGAGACUAAAACAGGCUUGAGAGUUCUUCCAUCAGUACAGUCAGUUUUCCAGUCAGCUCCUGCUGUCUGGUACAUUGACCUCUCAAAGAGAAAGACCUCCAUCCUCCUGGAAGUGCUGAGACUCCGUCCAGAGAAGACUCCAGUGGAGCUGACGGGCUGUCCAGAUGAAGAGAGUGAAGUGAGGAGCUUCCUUCAGUGUCUGCCUCAUAUCUCACAGCUCAGCUUUCAUUUCAGUUUCUCUGAGGGGUUUAAAAGAGGAGUCGAGUUGUGUGGACGUCUGUUCUGUGCAGCAGCAGAGAGAGAACAGCAGACAGGAGAGAACACACUGCAGCUGUUAUCAUCACUGUGCACAUAUGAAACAUUUCCUAUCAGUGGCCGAUACAUUCAUGAUGACACCAAGAAAUAUCAGUGUUCAUUCCUUCUGGAUCUGUACUCCCACAUGAAGAACUAUGAGACUAAAACAGGCUUGAGAGUUCUUCCAUCAGUACAGUCAGUUUUCCAGUCAGCUCCUGCUGUCUGGUACAUUGACCUCUCAAAGAGAAAGACCUCCAUCCUCCUGGAAGUGCUGAGACUCCGUCCAGAGAAGACUCCAGUGAAGCUGACGGGCUGUCCAGAUGAAGAGAGUGAAGUGAGGAGCUUCCUUCAGUGUCUGCCUCAUAUCUCACAGCUCAGUUUCUCUGAGGGGGUUAAAAGAGGAGUCGAGUUCUGUGGACGUCUGUUCUGUGCAGCAGCAGAGAGAGAACAGCAGACAGGAGAGAACACAAUGCAGCUGUUAUCAUCAGUGUGCAGAUAUGAAGCAUUCUCCUACCUUGACGAGCCGGAUUUCUUUCUGGAUCUGUGCUCCCACAUGAAGGACUAUGAGACUAAAACAGGCUUGAGAGUUCUUCCAUCAUUACAGUCAGUUUUCCAGUCAGCUCCUGAUGUCUGGUACAUUGACCUCUCAAAGAGAAAGACCUCCAUCCUCCUGGAAGUGCUGAGACUCCGUCCAGAGAAGACUCCAGUGGAGCUGACGGGCUGUCCAGAUGAAGAGAGUGAAGUGAGGAGCUUCCUUCAGUGUCUGCCUCAUAUCUCACAGCUCAGCUUUUAUUUCAGUUUCUCUGAGGGGUUUAAAAGAGGAGUCGAGUUGUGUGGACGUCUGUUCUGUGCAGCAGCAGAGAGAGAACAGCAGACAGGAGAGAACACACUGCAGCUGUUAUCAUCACUGUGCACAUAUGAAACAUUUCCUAUCAGUGGCCGAUACAUUCAUGAUGACACCAAGAAAUAUCAGUGUUCAUUCCUUCUGGAUCUGUGCUCCCACAUGAAGGACUGUGAGACUAAAACAGGCUUGAGAGUUCUUCCAUCAUUACAGUCAGUUUUCCAGUCAGCUCCUGCUGUCUGGUACAUUGACCUCUCAAAGAGAAAGACCUCCAUCCUCCUGGAAGUGCUGAGACUCCGUCCAGAGAAGACUCCAGUGGAGCUGACGGGCUGUCCAGAUGAAGAGAGUGAAGUGAGGAGCUUCCUUCAGUGUCUGCCUCAUAUCUCACAGCUCAGCUGCAGUCAGCCAGAGUUUUUCCAGCUUGUGUGCACAUCGGUUUCUGUCAGAUCCAGAGAUGAGGCUGAGACGUUGGUUCCUCUGCUGCGGCUCCUGGGAUUCACCCUUCAGUUAACAGGAACGUUACUCAGCAAAACCUGCAAGUCUGUGGGACGAGUUCUUGGACUUUGUGGUUCUCGUGUGGAUCUCAUCCUCACACCCAGAAUGAUGUCUGUCAGAGGAGCUUCACUCCUAUUCAGACACACCAAAAAACUACACAGUCUGAGGCUUUCCAACAGCAUCGCCUUGCUUCUGUCUGGAUGGGUAAGAAGACAGAGAGUGCCCUGUCUGACUGUUACUGAGCAGCUUUCUCUUGCCUCUCAGUCAGACCGACCUUCAGAGAAAGUGUUUAGGGUUGUGAGUAGUUUGGCAUCUCUGCUGCGAUACUGGACAGUCAGACAGUUGGAUCUAACUGAGUCCUGGAUCCCUCCUCAGUGUCUCUUUUCACUGCUCUCUCAUGAUGGCCCUCUUACAAUCAAGUUGAAUGAGAAAACUUCCCGGCAGCUACUUGACCUCCUCCAUGAAACUCAGGACAAUGACUUGACCUUGGCCUUCUUGAGAAAGGUUAAUGGAGACCUGACCCCCUUCUGUCUGAACUGGGAGCUUCUUCAACGUCUUCUGCAGCAGUCGUCUCAGAUGAUUACUGUGAACAUGAGGAAAAACAGCUUCCUACAAGAGAGCAUCACACGUCUGCUUCCCUUUCUGGGCAGGAUUGUAUUUGUAAGGACUUGUCCCAGCUUUGUGUUGACUUCCCUCAGAGAGAUCUAUACAACUCGUGUCAGUUCAGUUGUACCCAGUCUUCUGAGGUCAUUUGAUCACGUGAUCAACCUGACCUGCCGAGAGAUGGACUCAGAGGACUGUGCUGCUCUGCUCUUCACCCUCAAACACAGUGAUGGAGUGAAACUGAACCUCCUGUGGACCUCCAUACCAACGGUGGGACUCAAAUCCAUCCUCUGCACACUGGACAAAGUUUCUCAACUCAGUGUUGACAGGAAUCUGCUGCUGAAGUUCAUCCACUGCUGCGCUGCCUCUGAUGACCAGCAGAGGGCAGCAGUCAGUCUGCUCAGGACUCUGCAGCACAGGUUAGAUCUGUCCUGUUCCUCCUGUGUGGAGAUGUCUGAGGAAGGUCAGAGUGAGACUUUCAGACUGACGGUCGCUGACUGCAGCGCCGUCUCCACCAUCCUGAGACACAGCAGCCAGGACACAGAGCUUCAUCUGCAGGACUGUGAUGUGGAGGACAGUGGACUGGACCUGCUGUUUCCUGUCCUGGACAGAGUCCGCCUCAGGUUUGGGGCUGAGUGGGGACCACAAAAUGAGCAAGACAACAGUUUGAGUUUGUGUUGUUCAUGUCAGUUCACUAACAGCCUGCCCUUCACUCUGAUUCUCCUGUUUAGAGUCAAUAAAGUUGUCCUGCUCCAGCUGGUGUCGCUGGUUCCUUUGAUCAAUGAGCGGUAUUCAAUGAGACGGGCGGGGUCCCUGUGUAAAGCCCUGGGUGGAGAGCUGGACCUCAGUCACACUGUACUGGAUCAGAAGGCCUGUGGAGCUUUGGCCUGGAUGCUGGACUUCUCUGAAGGGCUGACAGAGCUGGACCUCAGUCACUGCCAGCUAACCGACCAGCUACUGCUCACAAUCAAGGAACAUCUGCACAAAGUACAAGUCCUCGACCUGAGUCACAAUAAGAUCAGCGAUGCUUCAACAUCCAUGUUGCUCGAACUGAUCUCCAUCAACCCAUCCAUUGAAACCGUGCGACUCUUCAGGAACAACAUUGUAAACCAAACACCCUUUAAGAAAACCAAGAAGUUUGAAAUCUGGUGAAACAGGAGCGAGUGUGGUGUGAAUGUGCUGCUCAGGGAAGAAACUGUUUAUAAACUCAGAAUAUACUGACGUUUAAAAUAAUGAAGAAGCAGCCGGCAAAGUUCUCUGAUACUUAAUGCUGAAGAGCGUUCCUUUACUGUGCUCAUAUCUAAGGUCCAUCUUUAUGGUACCGGACCUUUAUGCUUCAGAUCUUUCUGUUGGAACAUGACAGAAUUAUUUUUAUAUCGGGAUAAAAACAGAAGCCAGAACUGUUUUGUAAAACAUAUUCAUUUGUAUUUAAUCACUUCAAGGACUUCAUGAUAACUUUUUGAACUCAAUGAUGAACGUCUUCUUUUGAAUUUUAUGGAUUUUAAGAGUUUAUUUUUUUGGUAAUGGGAAAUGUGUGGUUGUUCCAAAUCAGAUGAAAAUGUUUAAUGUCUCUUAUCAGCAUAAAGUGCAGGUAUAAAAACAUUUCUGCUCCAUCAUGAAAUGUACUUUUUUUUAAAAAGUCUUUAUUUUAGACUUUGGACAUCAACAAUAUCACAGAGCAUUGUCACAGAAAAACAAUUAAGUCUCUUUUGCAGUCCUCAGCUUUUUAAAUAUAAACAUAAAGAACUAAAUACAGUGUGGGAGAGAUAAAGUGAGUGUUCAAAAUGAAUUCAAGAAAAAAUAUCAGAAAAAAUACCAGAGAGAGAGAAAAAAAAUAAGCAAAUAAAUAAAAGAUUGAGCUAAAUGAAAUGGGGUUUGCUAAGACAUCACAAGAUCACCUCCACAAAAUCUGUCUGCAAUGGUUUCACAUAUUUAACCUACUUGGACCAGAGUUUAACAAAAACAAAAAGUGAUCCUUUCCAUAACAUAAAUAUCAUUUACAAUAUCAAUCCAGCCGUGUAUGGUAGGAGGUUCAGGAAGUAACCAGUGCUGAGUAAUGGCUUCUUUACAAGCAGAGGCUAAUAUGCCAAAACAAUGUGUGAAACUGCAGGGGCAGGUCCAUGUUAAGAAUACACUUCAAUGUUUUAUUAAACUCUAACCAAAAGGGUUGUAUUACUGGGCACGCCCAGAAAAUGUGCCAGAGGUUAGCUUCCUGAGAGCCACACUGCCUCCAGCAUUUGGUAUCUCCUCCUGCAUAAUGUGCUUUCUGCUUUGGAGUGACAAAGAAGCGAUUACAGCACUUCCAACCAAAUUCCCACCACACUUGAGAGUUUGUGCAUUUCCAUGUAAGCUCCACAUAUCCAACCAGUCUUCACUUGGUACUGAAAGAUUUCCCUCUUUCUCCCAUUUACCUUUAACAUAUUCUGUUGUGUGUAAUUUCUUUUGCAUUAGAGCCUUAUAAAGUUUGGAGAUAGCUCCUUUACUUGAAUCAUUUUGGGAUGCACCUAAAAGUAAUUUUAGUAUUGGAUCCUCAAAGUCUGUUUUAUUUCUUAUAUUAUGGUCAAAAUAAUUACACACCUGAAGAUAUCUAUAGAAAUCUGAUCUUUCAAGUCCAUAUUUUCUCCUCAGAGUCUCAAAAUCCUUAAACUGACCUUUUUCUGUUAAAGAAAAGAAUGUUGUUAUUCCUUUUGUGCUCCACGAUUUAAAUCUAAAAUCCAUUUUGUUUAAAACCGGGAUCAUAGGCACAUCAUUGAAUUAUUUGUAUUUUAUCAUCAAGUUUAUAUUCUUCUCUUAUUGUCCUCCCGGUUUUUAACUGAGCUUUGAUUAAAAGGAUUUUGUAUUGUAUCUAUAAAUCCACCCAGAUUUUUGUGUGCCAACACUGCCUGAAGUGGAGGGUCAUUCAUGCUGGUGAGUUCGAUGUCUUUCCACCUCGCCUGAAAUGUUGGAUUACAGAUAUUUAUGAAGGGUUUGAUCUGGGUAGCAUAAAAGUAAUCCUUGAAAUGAGGGAGGGCCAUCCCUCCUUCUUCCUUUUGGAGUUGUAAGGUUUGGAGUUUAACCCGGGGUUUUGUCCCUUGCCAUAUAGACGGGUUUCUUGGAUACAAACAGUACUGGGUGCGCGCGCAGCCAGGGGGCAAAAAGAACGCUUCGUUAGCCAUGAUGAGUCAAUUGAUAUCAGUGUAGAUGUCUUAUUGUUUGUAAGUUCUCGUUGACUAAUUUGUAAUAAAAUGUAAUUUCAUA
Labrus bergylta (ballan wrasse) is the source of this 5523-nucleotide messenger RNA. The record is from RefSeq and is a predicted model, not a curated record. Lineage: Eukaryota; Metazoa; Chordata; Actinopteri; Labriformes; Labridae.